This is a messenger RNA of Cyclocybe aegerita, 2172 nucleotides long. The record is from the annotation of a GenBank genome assembly. NCBI's taxonomy places the organism in Eukaryota, Fungi, Basidiomycota, Agaricomycetes, Agaricales, Hemipholiotaceae.
AUGGUAGACAACCUUCCCGUCCUCAUCGCUGGAGCAGGUCCAUCGGGACUGGUCGCGGCAUUGACGCUCGCUCAAAACAGGAUCCAAGUCCGUAUUAUCGACAAGGCCGAGAAACCGCACGUCGGUUCUCGUGGUUUUGGUAUCCAGCCACGAACAUGCGAGUUGUUCCAAACGCUGGGAAUCCUCGAAGACUUCCAGAAGCGAGCCACGCCGAUUCCGACAAUGCGAGCUUACAAACUCCCAGGCGGUACAGUUCCUGUGAAGACAUGGGACUUGUACGCGAAAACAGGAGUUUGGCCCGAUCGCCCUUUUGGAAACGGUGUUUGCCUCAGUCAAGACCAAUUAGAGGACAUAUUAAUCCAGCAUCUCAAGCAACACGGUAUCGUCAUCGAGUACGGCAAAGGGCUCAUCAAUAUAGAGCAGACCGAAGACAACGUCAUCUCUACCGUUGCAACUUUCAGAAAUGGGCAGCAAAUGGAGGAACAAGAGAAGGUCACAAGCCAGUUCUUACUUGGCACAGAUGGAGCCAGAGGCGUCUCGAGGAAACUCCUUGGAUUGACCUUUCAAGGUGAAACUCGUGACACAGACGGCAUGGUUUGGGGCGACGUGGAGAUCGACGGCCUUACUUCCGACUACUGGCAUAUCUGGGGAAAACCCGGCGUCUACACGAUAAUGGCACGGCCAAUUACUCCGGACGGGAAGAAAUUCGGAAUCGGUAUCACUGGCCAGAACUUCGACCCAAGAGACCUCGCCGACGAAGAAAAGGCGAAGGAGUUUAUCUUGAAAGAGACUGGCCGUACCGACAUAAAAUUUGGCAAAUUUACCUGGCUGUCGUACUUCAAGCCGAAUAUGCGCAUGAUAAACAAGUUCCAAGUCGGCCGUGCGUUCGUUGUAGGCGACGCCGGCCAUGUGCACUCCCCUACUGGUGGUCAAGGUCUAAACUGUAGUGUCCAAGACGCGACUAAUUUAUCCUGGAAACUGGCGCUUGUGCUCAAAGGUCUCGCACCGCAAAGUCUGCUGAGCACAUACAAUGACGAACGGUUGCCCGUCAUCGCCCAAAUGCUCCAAGCCACUAGCCAACUGUACACCCACACCAUCAUCGCCUCCAAGGAAAAACCAGUCGACGGUCCAUCGGAGGAUGACGACAAGAAAUCAGGCUGGUUCCGCUGGCGCAACACGGCGCUCGAGUUGUACGGGAUCAACUAUCGGUUCAGCGACAUCGUCCUCGAGGAACGUGACCCAGAGCGCGGCGGUGUUGAUAGAGAAGAAGCCAUUGCACGAGCAUACGCAGGAUACGAAGCACUGGGAACACUUAUUGCUGGCGAUCGGGCCCCGGAAGCGCCGGGUCUCGUCACCGUUGGAGGGAAGGAAACAUCGCUGUUCAAAGAUUACUUUAAGCUCGACCAUCAUACCGUAAUGGCGUUUUCUCUCGAUGUCAAGAGCGCAGGCCCGCUGCUGGAGCAGGCGAGCCAGUGGCCAGCUUCGGUAGUUCAGACUCUGGUUAUCACGGACAAGGACUCGGAUAUGGGCGCCCUCGCCUCUGACAAGGCGAUCUUCCUGGUAGAUCGUGAACAGCACGCAAGAAACGCGUAUCGUGUCGCGAAAGAGGAACUCACCGUCGUCAUUAGGUCAUCGUCGCCAACGCCUCCUACCAUUCGUGGCUCCUCAACACCAUCUCCUCCUGAGAGUGCCGCGCGGAAGCACCAGGCGGAAUACGUCAAGGACCUCGAAGGCCAGCUCGCAGCCGGAAAGAAGAGGGUGGCGGCGCUCGCUGAGAAGACGAAGAAAGAGCGGAAGGAGCAUGAGGACCUGAGAGACUCGACCGCGAGACGACUUGCAGCCAAGCUCACUGGGAGGAGAGAGAAGUGGGAAGAGAAGGAGAGUAAGGAGGAGAGGGAGUACGAAGGGAAGAACGUGGUGAUAGACCUUACAGAGAAAGAAACGCUGUAUGAGUCUGCGAAGGCCGAGCCACAAGUCCUACACAGCCGUAUUUUCGAUGGUCCAACACAAGGGAUUCCAGAGGACGAUCGCCUCGGAUAUGACCUCGAUGCCGCCUUCAAACGCUGUGACGAGCUGCAAGCCAGAUUGAACGCGGAGAGCCGGGCGGCGGAGCUCCUUGCACGGGCAGCACGCUGCAUGCAGAGCUGCUCGGACAACGUGCAGGAAGCCUAG